AUGAACAGGUUAAUUAUUGAUCAGGUACUUUCUGAGGGAAGGUAUGGCAAGGUCUAUAAGGGGUCAUACUCAAAUGAAAAAGUAUUUACCUCACUAUUUCAUUUUGCACGAGUUUUUACAUUCUGUCUAAUUAAAUUUUAUUUUCAAAUGCACCAGACGAUGGGCACCAAUUCUGAUCAUCAUUCAUCUGUUUUCACGAUUGACGAGCACACAAUUGCUCGCUUCAUCAUCGUCACGCAAUACCAGUCGCUAGGAACGUUGUCUGCAUACCUCAGGAGUAACACUUUAACAUGGGAGCUCCUGUGUAGGAUGGCCUCAUCCAUUGCAUCUGGAGUCUCCUAUCUUCAUGCUGAAAUCAAAAAUAAAUGCCCGUACAAGCCAGUGUUGGUGCACCGAGAUAUCAACCCCCAGAAUAUCCUCAUUAAGAAUGAUUUGUCCUGUUGUAUAUCAGAUUUUGGCUUCUCCAUGCUCAUCACUUCAUCAUCAUCGUCGUCGACUGCAGACGUGAAUCAUUCAAGCAACAACUCCUCAUCUAAUAAGGCUUCACUGACUGAUGUUGGAACGUUGAGAUACAUGUCACCAGAAGUUCUUGACGGUGCGGUGAACUUGUUUGACUGCAAGAUGUCACUGACGCAAGUCGAUGUGUACGCCAUGGGCCUGGUCCUAUGGGAGAUGGCUUCAAGAUGUGCUGAUUUGUAUAAAGAUGAGUUGAACAUUCCAGCAUACAAGAUGGCCUUCGAAGAAGAACUGGGCAGACGAGUGACGUUUGAGAACAUGCAGAUCUUUGUCUCAAAGAACAAACGAAGACCAACAUUCAACAAACUGUGGAAAGCCGACAGCAGAGCAAUAAAAUUGUUGAAGGAGACAAUAGAGGAAUGUUGGGACCAGGAUGCAGAUGCUCGCAUAUCAGCUCUCUGCGUCGACAGGAGGUUUUCAGAUCUCAGCUUCUCCGCGCCGCAUGUACUCGACUCCUCUGCAAGCACAACAUCAACUGACCUUAACAUCAGCACUGCACCGCACAACCACAAGAUGCUAAAGAUGAACAGAACAUCAGUAUCUUACGGCACUGAUACCAGGUCUGGUAGUGACAGGAGUUCAUCCAUCGCUCAUGAUGCUACAUUUCAUGGUAAACGCUACCAAUGUUUCAAUGCUUCGACAUCAUCAUCAACCCAGGGUUAUUCGUCAUCAUUAUCAAGAACAUCAUCAACAGUUGAAGUCAAGGAACGUGGAAGUGAUAUUGUGCUAAAUAAUUUGAACAGUGACAGCCAUGUUUCGUGCAGCAAUGCCGUUAGUAACUCUAAUGUUGAUAGCUUCGAAGAGGGCUAUCAUGCAAACUACCAUCAUCAUCGUCGUCAUAAUCAUCAUCAGAAUUAUCUUCCUCCUCAUCGUCAUCCUCCUCCUCUCCCUCCUCAAUCCCUCCAAGUAGAGCCACUGUUGAUGCAGCAGCGUAGAGUUGAUGUUAAUUGUAACGGUACCUGUGCCGGUCAUGAUAAUGAUGUCUGCGAUUCUGGUACGCCGAUGGUCGUAUGCGGUGGAGACCACCUACUGAAGGAUGUGACGUCACUUCAUCAUCAUCACCAUCAACAUCAGCAACAUCAUCAUCAUCAUCGGUCGAGGUGUAGGAACCCUUUUAUGUCAAAUUUGGCUUUGUGGUUUUCAUCAAGUAAACGAAAUAAGAGUAAGAACGCGAGUACAAACAAUGAUGAUGGUGACUAUGAAAAUGAGGAAGAUGAUGAUGGCAAUGCUACCAAUGACAAUCAUGAAAGAAGAAAUUGUAAAUUAUGUAAGGUGACGGAUGUGGACUACGCAGCAGUAGAUGUAGGCCAUGGUGGAGUUGUUGUUCGGGCUGGCAAGGCAUGAUCAGUGAUCUGUUCAUUUUGCUCAUUCGCUUUUUUUAAAUUGUUUUCUUCAAACAUUCAUUUCUGAACAAUAUCAAUAUCAUCCUCAUUGUAAAUUUUUUUUUUUUACAUUUUUUUUCGUAUGCUACUAUUUAUAUUAGUCGGACUGACUUGAGAGCAACAUGGUACUCAGUUAUGGCAUCCGAAAAUGUAAAAGCCGGUUCUUGAAAUUCGUUUAGUAUUUAGAAACCAGUUAGUUAUUUAGUCAUUGUGUGACAAAACUUACCUAGUUCCGUUCUUUUAAAUUUUGUAACACAAACAGUAUUUGGAUUCUCUACUGCCAAAUUGUUUCAUUUCGAUUCAACAUUUAGUUAAAUUAUGCAUUAUGAUUGUUUAGUUAGCAAAAUAGGAGCAACACAUUUUAAUUCCUUACAGUUUUUAAGCUAAAAUUAUGAAAUUUUAAGAAAAUUUACGUAUUUUGGCACAAAAAAUAUUGUAAAUUCAUAACUUUUUGAGAUUAAUUUUUCAAAACCGGUUCUUUCAGGUUUCAAAAUUUUGAAAACGGUUUUCUUGAACCGGCGCAAUGCCAGCACUGGGUGCUCUGUUCUGCUACAAGCAAGUUAUAAAGGCGGUAGGUGAUGUUUCAGCAGAUUUCUUGGUGCAAAAUGUCAUAGAAGUUUUCACGUUGUUGCCGCUAUUGUCGUUUGAUGAUUUUAUUUCAUGGCUAGUGUGUGUGUGUGUGUGUGUGUGUGUGUGUGUGUGUGUGUGUGUGUGUGUGUGAAAUGCAAGAUGUGAGCGUUUUGUGAUAUAAAGUGUUCGCACUUUUGUUCACAGCAAUUACAUAAAAAAGUGAACUGCAAAAUAAUUUACUUUACGACAAAAGGUUUUGAAAAGAAUUUAUACUUAUUAAACUGUACCUUACCUCGGAAAGCAGAAAACGAAAC
Helobdella robusta is the source of this 2782-nucleotide messenger RNA. RefSeq lists its product as hypothetical. Gene Ontology annotation, cellular component: plasma membrane; signaling receptor complex. Gene Ontology annotation, biological process: cellular response to growth factor stimulus; protein phosphorylation; BMP signaling pathway. The coding region runs from base 1 to 1860 and encodes 619 amino acids. The record is from RefSeq and is a predicted model, not a curated record. The transcript is spliced from 6 exons. Gene Ontology annotation, molecular function: ATP binding; transforming growth factor beta receptor activity. NCBI's taxonomy places the organism in Eukaryota, Metazoa, Annelida, Clitellata, Rhynchobdellida, Glossiphoniidae.